AUAAAACAACAAAGUGGAAAAAUUACGUCAGUCUGGUAACCCAGCGGUGCAGCUGAUGAAGGACGUCUUUAGUUCGUCGGUCUGCGAAAAAUCAAAUAGAAUUUUCCUCCAUAUUUGUUUUGUGGUGCACUUUGCACAAAUAAUUGUUUAAAUAAAGUGUUGUAAACCAUACAUUGUGGCUAAGGUAACGCCUUACCCGAGCAUGAGUUAUUCCGGAAGGAAUAAAUUCGAGAUCGCUCGGUAUUCGGCCGAGGAUGAAAACCACAUCAACCGCAAGCUCCCGAAGGAGCUGCUGCUGCGCAUCCUCUCCUACCUGGACGUGGUCUCCUUGUGUCGGUGUGCACAGGUAUCAAAACUAUGGAACAUACUAGCGCUAGAUGGCUCCAACUGGCAGAGAAUAGACCUGUUUGAGUUUCAAAGGGAUGUUGAGGGUCCAGUAAUCGAGAACAUAUCACAAAGAUGCGGCGGUUUCCUCCGGGAACUGUCCCUGAGAGGCUGCGAAAGCAUAGGGGACUCCUCCAUCAAGUCUCUGGCACAUUCGUGUCCAAACAUCGAGUAUCUGAACCUGAACAAAUGCCGUAAGAUUACGGACGCGACCUGCCAGGCGCUCGGCAAGAAGUGUAAGAAGCUACAGCGUAUAAACCUGGACUCGUGUUCCAACAUCACAGAUGUGUCACUGAAGGCUUUGUCGGACGGAUGCCCGCUCCUUACACAUGUGAAUGUGUCAUGGUGUCAGUUGAUCACUGAGAACGGAGUGGAGGCCCUCGCGCGCUCGUGUCCUAGACUGAAGACCUUUAUAUGCAGAGGUUGUAAGAACGUAAACGACAAAUGCGUAUCAACGCUGGCCACGUUCUGUCCCGAGCUACAGGCGCUCAACGUACAGGGAUGUGAUCAACUGACGGACGAGUCAAUAAGCAAGCUGGGGUCGGGCAUGCGGCGCCUGUGCGUGUCGGGCUGCGGCCGCCUCACGGACGCGGCGCUGGCCGCGCUGGCCGCGCGCUGCCCCGACCUCGUCACCCUCGAGCUGGCGCAGUGCACGCAGCUCACUGACGCCGGCUUCCAGGCCUUGGCCAGGAGCUGCAGAAUGCUGGAAAGAAUGGAUCUCGAGGAGUGCGUGCUGAUCACCGACGCCACGCUCGUACAUCUCUCCAUGGGCUGCCCGCGCCUAGAGAAACUGACGCUCUCCCACUGCGAAUUGAUAACAGACUACGGCAUCAAACAACUCUCAAUGUCGCCCUGUGCGGCCGAGCAUCUCACAGUGUUAGGUCUGGACAAUUGUCCCCUGGUGACUGAUGGAGCGCUGGAGCACCUCAUCUCCUGCCACAACCUGCAGCUCAUUGAGCUGUAUGAUUGUCAGAUGGUCAGCAGGAAUGCUAUACGGAAGUUGAGGAACCACCUGCCGCACAUAAAGGUGCACGCGUACUUCGCCCCGGUGACUCCGCCCAUGGCGGGCGGCGGCGCCCGGCCGCGGUACUGUCGCUGCUGUAAUAUUAUAUGAACUGAUAUAAUAUUCACUAUUGUCAAGAUGGGACUCGUACCCGCAACAGAACGCAGUGGCAUACACCGACCGCUCAACUUGAACCAACAGUGUCUAACAUACAAUAUUUUAAAGUAUGUAUGUAUGAUUGUAAGCAUCUAUCUUCUAAACUUCUAGACCAAUUUUGAUACAAUAAAAUACUAUUUGACUUAAUAAAAAAAUGUUACCGACACCUCUGUCUUAAAAAGCGAUGUUUAUAUAGAAAUCGUCAUAAUUGUUGUAUCAAAAGAGCCUUGCAAAAAUAGCACUUAUUUCCUAGUAAAUAAAGUCGAUUAUAUUUGACUGAUUCUGUCACUUUUCGCUCAAGACUUGAAAAAAAAAUUACACUGAGGAUGGUUUGCAAAAAAGUUGUCAACAGGUUUCUGCCACUGAGCUGCUGACUGUACUCUCGAGCAACGAGAAAUUUUAUUUAAUAAUUAUUUUUUGUGUAUAAAAAAUACCCCGAAUUUUCGAUUUUUUUGCGAACUCUACAUUUUUCGAAAUGUAUCGACGAAUUUAAUGUUUUGACUGCUUAUUGUUAAUACAGUCGGAAUUAAUAUGAUUUUCUUUACUAAAUAAGCUUUUUUCAAAAUAUACUUAGGUAGGUAUCGGAUUUUCGAUACUUCACCCAUAUAUUGUACGUUAAUUUUACUAAAAUAUAUGGUUAAGUCUAAAAAAUAUUUUCUGACUUCAUUAAUACAAUAUUUUUGUGAUCUCCAAUAAAAAUAUUACAUUCUAUUUCUGCUACACGUAUCGAAAAUCCGAUACCUGAACCAAAUUUUGAAAAAUUUCGGGGACACGUGAUAUUUAUAUUUCUUUUUUCAUAUGAAAAUAAAAUCGUUCAGUAGUUUUUAAGUUGAAAUGUAAAACGAACUUACAUUUAGAACAAUAUCGAUGCCGAAUUCGCAAUUGUACAAAAUGAUUUUUUAAUCAUCGGCCGGAUAUACGACUCUGGCGAAUAUCAUUGAAUACGUCCUUUUCACCAACAGCCUAUAAGUGGCCACUGUUGACCAAAGGCCUCUUCUCACACGGAGAAGGUUUGAGCAUUAAU
Messenger RNA from Spodoptera litura, 2567 nucleotides. Lineage: Eukaryota; Metazoa; Arthropoda; Insecta; Lepidoptera; Noctuidae. The record is from RefSeq and is a predicted model, not a curated record.